UGGCCGCCACAGUGGCGCUGUCAUUUUGGUACCGAGCUCAGCGAAGCGCUUAAUUCGACCUGACCCAGGCCAGAGUCUUUUCCUCUAGGCCUUCCUCGUGCUCUGCUAGUUCCCUGGCCAGUCCCUGCGAAUCCCUGGCACCUCUGCGGUGUCCCUCCACUCAGCCAAGAAUCAUGUCUUGGGCCGCCCGCCCGCCUUUCCUUCCCCAGCGGCAUGCCGCAGGGCAGUGUGGGCCGGUGGGGGUGCGAAAAGAAAUGCAUUGUGGGGUCGCGUCCCGGUGGCGGCGGCGACGGCUCUGGCUGGAUCCCGCGGCGGCAGCGGCGGCGGCGGGAGCCGGAGAACAACAAACCCCGGAGCCGGAGCCGGGGGAGGCUGGACGGGACGGGAUGGGCGACAGCGGGCGGGAUUCCCGAAGCCCGGACAGCUCCUCUCCAAAUUCCCUUCCCCAGGGGGUUCCUCCCCCUUCUCCUCCAGGACCGCCCCUACCCCAUUCAGCCUCUUCGCUGGGAGGCUCUGGGGCCCCACCCCCACCCCCAAUGCCACCCCCUCCGCUGGGCUCCCCCUUCCCAGUCAUUAGUUCUUCCAUGGGGUCCCCUGGUCUGCCCCCUCCAGCUCCCCCAGGAUUCUCCGGGCCUGUCAGCAGCCCCCAGAUUAACUCCACGGUGUCACUUCCUGGGGCUGGGGCUGGCACCCCUGAAGAUGUGAAGCCGCCAGUCUUAGGGGUCCGGGGCCUGCACUGUCCACCCCCUCCAGGUGGCCCUGGAGCUGGCAAACGGCUAUGUGCAAUCUGCGGGGACCGAAGCUCAGGCAAACACUACGGGGUCUACAGCUGCGAGGGCUGCAAGGGUUUUUUCAAGCGCACCAUUCGCAAGGAUUUGACCUACUCCUGCCGGGACAACAAAGACUGUACGGUGGACAAGCGCCAGCGUAACCGCUGUCAGUACUGCCGCUAUCAGAAGUGCCUGGCCACUGGCAUGAAGCGGGAGGCGGUGCAGGAGGAGCGGCAGCGGGGGAAGGACAAGGACGGGGAUGGGGAGGGGGCUGGGGGAGCCCCCGAGGAGAUGCCCGUGGACAGGAUCCUGGAGGCAGAGCUUGCUGUGGAGCAGAAGAGUGACCAGGGCGUUGAGGGUCCUGGGGGAACCGGGGGUAGCGGCACCAGCCCAAAUGACCCUGUGACUAACAUCUGUCAGGCAGCUGACAAACAGCUGUUCACCCUUGUUGAGUGGGCAAAGAGGAUCCCCCACUUUUCUUCUUUGCCUCUGGAUGACCAGGUCAUAUUGCUUCGGGCAGGCUGGAAUGAGCUCCUUAUCGCCUCCUUUUCUCACCGGUCCAUCGAUGUCCGGGAUGGCAUCCUCCUUGCCACGGGUCUCCAUGUGCACCGAAAUUCAGCCCAUUCUGCAGGCGUGGGCGCCAUCUUUGAUCGGUCCCUCUCCAGGGUGCUGACAGAGCUAGUGUCUAAAAUGCGUGACAUGAGGAUGGACAAGACAGAGCUUGGCUGCCUGCGGGCAAUCAUUCUGUUUAACCCAGAUGCCAAGGGCCUGUCCAACCCCAGCGAGGUGGAGGUCCUGCGGGAGAAAGUGUACGCGUCCCUGGAGACCUACUGCAAGCAGAAGUACCCUGAGCAGCAGGGGCGGUUUGCCAAGCUGCUGCUGCGUCUUCCGGCCCUCCGGUCUAUCGGCCUUAAAUGUCUAGAGCAUCUGUUUUUCUUCAAGCUCAUUGGUGACACCCCCAUUGACACCUUCCUCAUGGAGAUGCUCGAGGCUCCCCACCAGCUGGCCUGAGUCCACACCUCAGGACCGAGGGGCGCCCUCCAGGAGGACUCAAAGCCUGGGGCAGGGUGGGGGGCUGUGUUUGCAGCCCAGACCUCAGGCAAGGAGCACGGCACAGACAGGGACCCCUAGGGUGAGCCUCAGCCCUGCAGAGCACUGCUUGGUGUCCCCGAGUUGGGACUGCAGAUCCCUGUGAGGCCCGGACGGCUCCCUUUGGUGGCCUUGGUUUCUGAGUUGCUGGGGUCUCCCGAGGUUUGGGGUGAUUUCUCACCCAUCAUGCCUCCAGCAUAGCACCGGCCCUGGUCCGAGGACCCCGCUCCCUUUUCACUCGGCCUCACUCCCACUCAAGUGGAGGUGGGGGAUUCUCCCAGAGAUGGGUGUUGGGGGGCAGGCCCUCCAAACUGAUGGAAGUGGAAGCAGGGCCCCAGAGGAGAGGCCACCUUCCUCCUAGCCUGGGCAGGUGGGGGUCACUGGAGGAGGGCAGGGCCCUGUCACCCUGUCCUGUCUGGGCUCAGGUUUUACACCUCACCUGCAGGCCCACUGAAAAGGGGGUGCUGGUGGUGCGCGCUGGUGCUGCUGCAGGAACCCGUCUAUUUUUAAUUGAGGAUAGACUUGCAGUCAGACUCAAAGAAGUACUGUACUUCCCGGGGUGGCUGAGAGACUCCCGUGGUGGCCUGGGUAUUUGGGAAGGGUGGGCCAAGGUGCGUCCCUGGGGCUCGCCUGGCACUGGCUUCCCUUGAGCUCCUGUCCAGGCUGGGAAGAUCCAGCCACAGGGCAGGGUUGGCCAGGCAGUUGGGCGGGGGCGGCAGGGUCCUGCCCCUUAGCUUUGCGCCAGCCCAGUCUCACAGCUGCAGAGGACCUGGUCUGCAGGGCCUGGGGCUGCAUGAGUUCUGCCCUGCGUCUCUUGGGGUCCUUUCUCCUCCCUCACACAUAAAAUCGCUUUCAAAUUAAAA
This is a messenger RNA of Cavia porcellus (domestic guinea pig), 2722 nucleotides long. RefSeq names its product retinoid X receptor beta (gene Rxrb). Bases 174 to 1781 code for a protein of 535 amino acids. Lineage: Eukaryota; Metazoa; Chordata; Mammalia; Rodentia; Caviidae. Gene Ontology annotation, molecular function: nuclear receptor activity; nuclear steroid receptor activity; retinoic acid-responsive element binding. The record is from RefSeq and is a predicted model, not a curated record. Gene Ontology annotation, cellular component: nucleus. Gene Ontology annotation, biological process: cell differentiation; retinoic acid receptor signaling pathway; regulation of transcription by RNA polymerase II. The transcript has 10 exons.